CAAGAGAUAAGGUUAGGAACUAUAAAACUUAAAACAUACAGUAUAGUUAGAUGUCAAAUUAAUUUUGAAAAUAUAUUCAUGUAAGGCUAUAUUUUUUAGUACACUUUAUUAGAGAUACAUAAAAUACGUUAUGUCUGAUUUAAGAAGAAUACUACUGGCUCACCAUGGCAAACGACCUGGUAGACGAGUUUUUGGGCUAGCAAAAGAUUUCACCCCUAUUAAAUGGUCAGAAUACUUUGACAAAGAGGAGAUUAUUCAGUUAGCAAAUGGUGAGUUUCAUGUUUACACCAAAGGAAGCGAGGGGCCAAUUUUACUGUGUCUUCAUGGCGGUGGCUAUUCUGGUUUGACUUGGGCAUUAUUUGCAGCAGAAGUAACAAAGUUGAUAAAUUGCCAAGUUGUAGCACUGGACUUAAGGGGUCAUGGAAAUACUUCUACUAAUGAUGAUUCUAACCUAUCAUUGGAAAUGUUAUCAAAUGAUGUAAUGGAUAUGGCUGCGAAACUGACUGAAAAAAAUGCAUCCCCAAUAAUAUUGUUAGGUCAUAGCAUGGGAGGUGCUGUAGCUGUAGAGGCUGCUUAUCACAUCGAGGCUGUUGUAGGACUUUGUGUCAUUGAUGUGGUCGAGGGAACAGCUCUUGAUGCACUGUCAUCCAUGCAAAGUAUUCUUAGAGGGAGACCAACUCAAUUCAAAAGUCUUCAGCAUGCUAUACAAUGGUGUUAUAAAGGAGGUCAAACUCAUAAUAUUGAGGCAGCUAGGGUCUCUAUGCCUGGACAAUUAAUUAGGGUAAAAACAGGUAAGUUAGCUUCAAAUGAUUGUGAUGCUGAAGAACCAGUAGAUAUGGCUUCUUCUACUAAAGAAAUUCCAUCCGAUUAUUCCAUCGAAGACAUUAUCGAAGUUGAAGAAUCAGAAGAUGACAGUUGUAGUAACUGUGGCAAACCUCCCCUUCCAAAAUCACAAAAAACUGAAACAUUCAAAACUCCAAUCUCCAUGUCCAUUAGGACAGAACCAGAUGGCGAACCAUAUACAUGGAGGAUUGACCUCAGCAAAACAGAAAAGUUUUGGACAGGCUGGUUCAAGGGACUUUCACAGAAGUUUUUAGAUCUCCGCAUUCCGAAGCUGCUUUUAUUGGCGAACAUACACGGACUGGAUACCACUUUAACAGUUGGGCAGAUGCAAGGUAAGUUUCAAUUUCAAGUACUGGCAAAGUCUGGACAUGCUAUUCACGAGGACCAACCAUACCAAGUUGCUGAAAUAGUUAGCGGAUACUUGGUGAAGCAAAGGAUAGCGACGCCAAAAUCAAAUUUCGUUCACGCCAGUUUGCCAGCAUGUUAAAUAUUUUUUCCAAGGAAUAGAAAAAUUGGUGUUAUGGCAAAAAAAACUGAAAAAUUCGUGAAUUUAAAAUAAUAAAUGAUGAGCAUAGAGCAACCUCCAAUUAGAAUUAAAUGCCCUUUUUCAAUAUUUUCCAAACAUUAAGAAAUUACUGCAUUUUUGUAACAGUUAACCAUUAUUUUUAAAAUAUAUUUUGUAGGUAAAGUUUAUGGCAGUAAAAACAGGAAAACAUUGAAUUGGUACACUUACUUCUUGACAGAGAAAGAAUAAAUUUAAUUCAAAGAUGCACUAUUUUGUAAGCAUCUCAUAUAUUUUUGAUAGUACUUAACAAAACUUAUGUACUGAAGUACUUAAAUGUUUCUUACUUGUUUUAUAUUAAGUUUCCAUAUUUAUUACUAGCCAAGUAUUAUUAAUGUUGUCAGUAGUUCAAACCAUACAUAAUACAAUCAAACAGGUUACUAUGUGUUCUAUAAUAAAUGAUCAAAGUAU
Molecule: messenger RNA, 1816 nt
Organism: Diabrotica balteata
Lineage: Eukaryota; Metazoa; Arthropoda; Insecta; Coleoptera; Chrysomelidae
Source: the annotation of a GenBank genome assembly